Hypoxylon fragiforme is the source of this 1047-nucleotide messenger RNA. RefSeq lists its product as uncharacterized. The transcript has 3 exons. Bases 331 to 813 code for a protein of 160 amino acids. The record is from RefSeq and is a predicted model, not a curated record. Lineage: Eukaryota; Fungi; Ascomycota; Sordariomycetes; Xylariales; Hypoxylaceae.
CACACGCAAAAGGUUCACAAGCGCGCGAAAUCAGGGUUCUAGACAGGGUCAUGCAUGGAUACAUCCACAGGCUGCCAUCAAGCGAGACAGUUUCCCCAUCCAGGCCAACUAGUGACGUACUCUCUCCAAAUAUGACAUGUCUAGAUCUUUGUGGAUAGCUACGAUGGCAGCUCUCGGCCGGAUGAUAUGUAAAUACUCUUAUCCAUAAGUAGUGUAAAUCUGAUUCAACUUCCUCUUUAUCUUGCUAUCUAACUAUCUUGAUAUCGUACUUCUAACACCUAAGAGCUAUCUCCAUUAUCAAACACAUAACCCAUAUCAACAUAUCCCAUCAUGUCGUCCUCCAGCCCCUCAGGAGCAUCCCAAUCCAAGUCCCGCCAAAGCCGCCGCCGGAGUCGCAAUCAGUCCCGACAGGCAACCGCACCCCAGCCCGAUGUCCAGGAGCAGCAAUACUCCGACGAAGACAGCGCCGGCGAGGCACCCCCUCCACAGCCCCAGCGCCGUCGACGCCAACGCCAGCAGACGCAGACAAUGCAGCAACAGUCGCAGAGCGGCGGCGGCGGCCCUCUCGGUGGUAUCGGCGGCGUGGACCAGAUGCUCCCCGUCGGCAACGUCGGCGAGACGGCGAACAACUUGACCAACGCCGCAACGGGAACGCUGGGGAAUGUGGCCGGGGGCGCGCUCGGCGGCGGCCAGCAGGACAGCGGGGGCGGGAAGUCGGAUACGCUUAAGCUGAGGCUGGAUCUGAACUUGGAGGUCGAAGUCACGCUUAAGGCACGCAUCCACGGUGACCUGACGUUAGCUUUACUCAACUGAAAGAACGAUGUAAUGGCACUUCCAGCACAUCACGCCCUAUUCAUACACAUACAUACAGUUUUUUCACUUGUUCAUAUAUCGAUCGUCUCGGGGCGUUAGUUUCCAAAGGGGGUCGGCUGGGUUAAGGGGGUUGCAUCGGGAGGUUAAAUUUGGGGCUAUUUAUCAAUGGCUUUUUCGAUUACUGCGCGAUAGUCUAGAGUAUUAAGGGCUUUGAAGAAAAUCAUAAUAAUUAGC